Messenger RNA from Raphanus sativus (radish), 614 nucleotides. RefSeq names its product late embryogenis abundant protein 2. Gene Ontology annotation, biological process: response to stress. Lineage: Eukaryota; Viridiplantae; Streptophyta; Magnoliopsida; Brassicales; Brassicaceae. The transcript is spliced from 2 exons. The coding region runs from base 127 to 423 and encodes 98 amino acids. Gene Ontology annotation, cellular component: mitochondrion. The record is from RefSeq and is a predicted model, not a curated record.
CUUUCUCUUCCUUUCUCCUCAUCCCACAAAGCAAUUUGCAACUCAAGCAAAGAGAGACAGAUCGAGAGAGAAGAGAAAGAGAGGUGAUCAAGUUUCUUCUGCUAAGAUCAAGUUUCUCACCUCACAAUGGCUCGCUCUCUCUCUAUCGCUAAAACCCUCUCCGUCAUCGUCGCCCGAGACUUCUCCAACGCCAUCUUCAGACGAGGGUUCGCCGUCGCAGCUGACACGGCGUUGCAUGGGAGCGUUGCGAGCGGUGGAACAACCGCUUCUGCCUCGGUGAUGAAGAAGAAUGUUGGGGAAGAGUCAAGCGAGAAGGCUCCAUGGAUCCCUGACCCUAAAACCGGUUACUACAGACCCGCUACCGUUUCUCAGGAGAUUGAUCCGGCGGAGCUACGAGCUGUUCUCUUGAACAACAAGCAAUAAUUCCUUUCCGAAAAAUAAGAUAAUUAUGUUGAUGUUGUGGUUAUUGCCAUGUUUUAUGGGAGAGAGAAUCAGAAAAACGGGUCAUGAUCCUUUGCGCGGUGAACCCCUCUAUCAUCUUAUUUUGUUGAGAGUUUUGUAGUGAUCGUUUUGAUCCAAUCCUAAUAAGUUAUAAAAUCGUCCCUAUUUAUGAA